AUGUCUGCCACCAAUGAAUACACCCAGCCUCAUGUGUCGGCUACAGGCUACUUAGACGAUGGUGACCCCGUCUACGAGUGUCAAUUUUGUGGUGCCUUACUCUGGAUUGGCGAGCGCCUCAAGCGUUGCUCUUCUUCUGAAUACCCGCUUUUCUCAACCUGCUGUUGUCACGGCAAGGUUGUUGUGCCUUACCUUCAAACCCCACCAGAACAAUUCCGGCAGCUUUUCUUCCAGAAAGAACAUCCAAAAUCUAAAAACUUCUUGGCCAACAUAAGAGCAUACAACAAUAUGUUUUGCUUCACUUCCAUGGGAGGAAAGAUUGACCAUUCCCUCAACUCUCGCGGAGGUGGCCCCUACUCCUUUAUCAUGUCCGGCCAAAACUAUCAUCUCUUGGGAAGCUUAUUGCCACCUGAAGGAUGCCCUCCUGUGUACUCACAGCUCUAUAUUUAUGACACGGACAAUGAAAUAAGAAACCGGAUGGCGGCGAUCAGGCACCAUCCAGACAAAUCAGGUGUUGACGAAGCCAUUGCUAUGGACAUUAAAGAUUGCCUCGACCAGCAUAAUGCCCUGGUCAAGAAAUACCGUAUGGCAUCGGAAAUCCUUCGCCAAGACAACACUGCCGAAGUCAGGAUACGCCUCCUCAGAGAAUCAACCAAUAGAAGCAGAAAUUACGAGCUACCAACGGCGUCGGAGGUAGCCGCGUUGAUAGUCGAAGAUUUUGAUGAGUCAUAUUCCAACAGAGACAUAAUCAUAGAAAAGAAAGCAGGCUCCUUGAAGCGCGUCCAUGAAUUACACAGGUCAUACUUGCCUCUUCAAUAUCCCCUCAUCUUCCACUAUGGCAAUAACGGAUUCAUACCGAAGACGAAACAUAACGAUGCAUCUCUUAUUAGCACUAGGAAGAAAAAGUACCUCACAAUAAGAGAGUACCUAGCUUUCAGACUGAUGGACAGAAAUAUAGAGGAGUCUGUGUUACUGCACUCAAAGAGGUUAUUACAGCAAUUCAUCGUAGACGGCUUCACAAUGGUUGAGAGUGAGAGGCUCGACUACAUAAGGAGACACCAGAGAGAGCUCAGGGUUGACCUAUACAAAGGACUUGCUGACGCAAUAACAAGGGGUGAGACAGAUGCGUCCAACACAGGAAAGAGGAUAAUCCUACCUUCUUCUUUUACCGGAGGUGCUAGAUACAUGAUCCAUAACUACCGGGAUGCAAUGGCCAUAUGCAGAUGGGCAGGAUACCCCGACAUCUUCUUGACCUUUACUUGCAAUCCGGCAUGGCCUGAGAUAACAAGAUUCUGCAAGAAAUACAACCUCAGCCCAUCUGAUCGACCCGACAUCUUGACGAGGAUGUUCAACCUCAAACUUGCAGCACUGAUGAAAUGCAUUAAGGAGCAAAAAAUAUUCGGCACAAUCAAAGCAGAGAUAUAUACAAUUGAGUUCCAGAAGCGGGGGCUGCCGCACGCACACAUUAUUUUGUUCAUAGAGCCGUGUGACAAACCCAAGACAGCUGAGGAUGUCGACAGAAUCAUCUCAGCAGAGAUACCUGACAAGGAUGCAGACCCGGUGCUAUUUGAGCUUGUCACCAAUUUCAUGAUGCACGGGCCCUGUGGCUGCUCCAAUCAGAAAUCACCUUGCAUGAAAGAUGGAAAGUGCUCAAAGUACUUCCCAAGAAGAUAUGCGCCACACACAACAAUAGAUGACGAUGGGUACCCCACAUACCGUAGGAGGAACAAUGGCAGAACAACUGUGAAGAGAGGAAUUCAGUUGGACAACAGAUAUGUCGUGCCGUACAAUGCUCAACUAUUACGGCUGUUCCAGGGCCACUUAAAUGUCGAGAAGACAAACCAAUCGAGGGCUAUCAAGUAUUUGUUCAAAUACAUCAGCAAGGGCCACGACCGUGUUAUAGCAGGUAUCUACCACAAUGAUGAGCCCGGAACCUCACGACCCGAUUUCGAUGAGAUCUCACAUUACCUUAACUGCAGAUACAUCUCAGCCUGUGAGGGCACAUGGCGAAUAUUCUCAUUCAACAUCCACCACAGGUACCCUUCUGUCGAGAGAUUGAGCUUCCAUCUACCAGAUCAACAGGCUGUUUUUUACACGGCCAACGACGAAAUGCCUUCACUGAUUGACAGGCCACGGAAGAGGGAGUGGAGGCUACGCCAGAGAGGCUUCUCUGUCGGGAGAUUGGCUCACGUAUCGCCAUCGCAGGGUGAGGCUUACUACCUCCGGGUCCUGCUGACUAAGACGAGAGGGCCCUUUAGCUACAAAGACAUUAGGACAGUAGACAACGUCGUCCAGCCAACAUUCAGGGCGGCAUGCUAUGCGCUAGGGUUGCUUCACGAUGAUCAAGAGUACAUCAACGCAGUAAAAGAGGCAGCAUUCUGGGCUACAGAAAUAUCAAUCACCGACUCAGAUAGGGAGGAGGCUGGACUUAUUGAGAUUCAGAGGCUGCUCCUUAAGAAUGGUAGGUCACUGGACGACUACCCAUCGCUGCCAAAACCAAGCUCCACUGAAUUCUUGGACACAACAAACAACUUGCUACUCCAGGAACUCAGCUACGAUAGAGAUGCUUGUGCAGCAGACGCCGUAAGGUUAGCAGCAUCACUAACAGAUGAGCAAAGAAAGAUAUUCCACGAAGUCCUUGAUGCGGUCAGUAGGAACACCGGCGGGUUCUACUUCAUCUAUGGUUACGGGGGCACUGGCAAGACUUUCCUAUGGAACGCCCUGACCGUGGCUGUACGAGCAAAUGGCGGUGUGGUCAUCAACGUCGCAUCGAGCGGAAUAGCAGCGACUCUAUUGCCCUCAGGAAGGACUGCUCAUUCGAGAUUCGCGAUCCCUAUCGACAUAAAUGAGGACUCCACAUGUAAUAUUAGCCACGGUUCUCCUGUGUCUCAUUUACUGCGGUCCGCAAAAUUAAUCAUCUGGGACGAGGCGCCAAUGAUAAAACGGCAUUGUGUGGAGGCUGUAGAUCGAUCAUUGAAGGAUAUAAUGAGGUGCGACCUCCCAUUCGGUGGCAAGUGCAUCGUCAUGGGGGGCGAUUUCAGGCAGAUCUUACCUGUCAUGCCGAAGGGAUUCCGUACAGACAUUAUAAACGCAGCUAUAAACUCGUCCGCUCUUUGGCCGGCGUGCAAGCUGUUCAGGCUCACUAAAAACAUGCGCCUGCAGUUAGCAUCUGAGGCAGUAGACCAGAAAAAGGUCAGUGGAUUCUCCAGAUGGUUGCUUGAUGUCGGUGAUGGUACAAUUGGACUGCCCCAUGAGGGCAUGACAGACAUUGAGAUCCCGGCCGAUUUCCUCAUCACCGACUCCCUUGACCCUAUCAACUCCAUAGUCUCAUCUACAUAUCCUGCACUCCAACAGAACAUCACACAUCCAAACUACCUCACAGAAAGGGCGAUUUUAGCCCCCACAACCGAUGUCGUCGACAAGAUAAAUGAUUACAUGCUGUCGCUCCUCCCUGGAGACUCCGUUCAUUAUCUCAGCUCUGACUCCAUCUCUAGCACCGAUCAGGAUAGCAGCUCAUUCCAGGAUCUAUACUCCCCGGAAUUCCUGAACACAAUAAAUUGCUCUGGAUGCCACCCCAUAAGCUCUCUUUGA
Neltuma alba is the source of this 3591-nucleotide messenger RNA. RefSeq lists its product as uncharacterized. Lineage: Eukaryota; Viridiplantae; Streptophyta; Magnoliopsida; Fabales; Fabaceae. Gene Ontology annotation, biological process: telomere maintenance; DNA repair. The transcript is spliced from 5 exons. The record is from RefSeq and is a predicted model, not a curated record. Gene Ontology annotation, molecular function: DNA helicase activity. Bases 1 to 3591 code for a protein of 1196 amino acids.